CAGGGCAGCUUACCUUUGUGACUACCACAGGAAACUUCCAAAUCGCUCAAACUUGUCACAUCUUGGACAUCGCCUGAAUAGGCAAAACAACCACACUCCAAUGUUUAAUGAGGGCCAGAAUCUGCUUUCUUGAUUACAGUUUACUCCCCUUUAUUCCCAAAUACUCUCAGAAAAUUGUAAUCAGUCCAAAUGGCUGCAAGUUUAAGCUUACCAUCUCAACCGUUUCGCCCUCCCUCGCCCCCGCCAUCCACCCCCCAAAGCUCCCCUUCGCUUCCGCCACAUUUGGUCUCGGCCAAUUUACACUCUUCUGAAGUUCAACCAAAAAGUAACACGCUUGAUCAGGAUGUCGAAAGACUGGAGUGUGAGGAGACCUUGUCCGCUGAAGGUCCCCAAUAUUGGCAGGAUAAUUUCCAGGCUCGACAGAUGCAGCAUAGUGGGCAUAAUGUUCACUCCAACAGCAACAUGGGAUACCAACGGAUAGGGGUCAUGAAUCUCGUGACAAAGGAUCAUCGAACAGGUGCACAGCCGAAUGACCCAGACUUUCUUGCAGACAAACAACCUCUUGACUGGCUGUCGAAGUUCGACCAUCGCACAGCACAUGAGAGAGCUUUGGAAAGCCGAACCGAGGGUACAGUGUCUUGGCUUCUGAAUUUGGACGCAUUCAAGAAAUGGAAAGUUUGUCCCAAAAGCUUUCUUUGGCUUCAUGGAAAGCACUUUUGCGGGAAGACUAUAUUGUGUGCAUCGAUCAUCGAAGAACUUGAACAAGAAGCUACCGAUGGAGUCCCGAUAGUCGCUUACUAUUACCUCGAUCCUAACGAGUUUUGUACCAAACCUUCUGAGGGCGAAAGCCGCCAAGAAUCCUUUCCAGAACGACUCUUAAGAUCAUGGCUUCGACAACUAUGCGAAGGUCUAUCCCAGUUGCCCAAGGGAGUGCAGAAAGUGCGGCAAGAGUUCAAGAAGACCGGCAGUCUUGAUUACACGCUCCUAAAGUAUGCGAUACGAUGUCUAACCGAGGAACGAGGGCAGGUGUACCUCGUAAUUGAUGGCUUGGAUUCCCUUACAGAGUCACCCAAUGGAAAAGACUCACUGGCAGUCUUAUUCGAGUUACUUGAGUGCCUCAAAUCUCAUGAUCCCGUCCAUAUCCUUGUCGUGAGCAGAGAUCAUGUAGACGCGGCUCUCGAGGACCGAUGCUGGGACCUGAGUCACGAUCGUGAAGGGGGAUUCGACGUUGCAGUGGAAGGGACCGCCCACACGAACGGCAUCGAGUUGAUGGUUGACCAGGAGCUGAAAAAGUCGAACUGGGGAAUAAUCAGAAGAAAACAUCCGGAGUGGAUUGAGAUCAUCAAAAAAAAUUUGGUGGACAAUUCAGACGGAAUCUUCGGUUUAGUCAAAUUACGGCUGUUGGAUCCUGAAUUUCACGAAUUAAUUCGGCGAAGGGACCCAGCCCCCGAUGAGGAGGAGGUACUUGAUGCAUUGAAUGAGAUCCCGAAAGAGAUCAAUGCUUUCUACGAUAAAGCCUUGGAGAGAAUAUGCGUCAUGCCCAAUGCCUAUCUAUCUCUCCAAUGGCUCAUGUGCACCCUCCGGCCGUUGAGAUUCGUCGAAUUCGAGGACUUGAUCAACUGGGGUCAGACAAACAAAAAGAAUUCAGUCUCCAUUCGCCAUAGCUUUGGCAGUCUAGUGGCUUUUCCAGAGUCUCCAGACCGAGACGGCAAGCAAAUCGUGGAUUUUGCCUUUUCCAGCCUGGAGGAAUACCUCGUGAACAAAGCGGAUAGGUGUGGUGGACUGGCUGUGGUUCACCUCAUGAUGGCCAAUCAAUGUCUCGAGUAUAUCAACGAAUGUGUUGUCAAUACGGAUGACCACACCUUACAUGAAUCUGAUGAGGACGAAGUUGAUGGCGGGAAAGUACUGGAGUGUGACCUCCAAAGACGGCCGCUUCUUGAAUAUGCCAUCAACAACUGGUACAGACAUGUACUCGAGUAUCUAGAGUCCAGACAGGAUUCGGAACUGGUACUGGAGUCUGUCCCAGAUAAUGGGACUCAGGGCAUUCUAUUGACAUGGCUACACCGGAUUUACAAUUACUGGGGUACACCGUUGCGGAACAUUUUCCACAAGAAGCCUCAAACACCAUCCGCUCUGGACUUUUCUGAGGGGGUGUCGGCCUCAUCGGAAUUUGCACAAUGGGUCAGCUCGACACGAAGAUUGGUCAACAAUUUGGAUCGGGACGUGGAACAAGUUCACAACGACCUGAAAGCGGCCGCGUAUAAGUGUUUUGAGCUCAUGGUUGAUCUUCUUAUUCAGCACCAAGCACCCACAGAAACGGAAGCAACCACACACACUCCUCUUCAGGCGGCCUGCAUGUGCGAAUUCAAUCUCCUAAUUUAUUCUCUCCUUCACGGUCAUAUUCACAACUCAAAUAUUUCACACUGCAAGGUCAAGAACUCGGAUAUCCCGAAAACUGGAAGGACAGAGCAAAUCAAGGCUAGGCCCGACCCCAGUCAUUCCUGGUGGCCAGACAGUAAUGGCACCAAGGAGAAAACAGCAGACUACGACGGCAAACGUAUGGUGAGGGCUCUUCUUCUGGCCGGAGCAGAUGUGAAUAAACCCAGUUCUCACGGAGACACCGCCUUGCACCAUGCCAUGGCCAAAGGCAACCUUGCUGCUGUCACUUUGCUCCUGCAGAGAAAUGCCGAUAUGGAAAUUUGCGCGACGGGUCCUCUCAAUGUAUUCCUCAAGACAGUGUUUCAAGCGCAUGAUAGCGAAGUAACGUCAGAGUUGGAAUGGCCCAUGCCCAUGAUCUGCUGUGGGACUCCCUUGCUCUGGGGAAUCCAGAUGGGGCAGCACGACGCCGUUGAGUUUCUACUUGAUCAGGGUGCAGAAUUCAAGAAUCUCGCGCCGGUCUCAGGACACACUGCCCUCCAUGCCGCAGCCUACCUCUCGGACCAGAGAAUGGCUCGGCUGGCGCUGGAUAUUGGCUGCCGAGUCAACGAUUGUGAGGCCAAUGGGUUUUCAGCUCUCCAUUUUGCUGUAUAUCAGAACAAUCUGGGUGUGGUUGAGUUAUUACUGGCUAAUGGUGCGGAUGUUAAUAUCCUCGCCAACUGCGGAUACCCUCCUCUGAUGUGGGCUCGGCACAUAAACAUCGUCAGGGUGCUCCUCAGAAACGGCGCAGAUUGGAAUGCCCCCCCGGAUAAACCACACACAGUACUAACUGUGGCGGCGUUCAACGGAUACCACGAGAUUGUGCGUAUGCUUCUUGAAAAGGGCGCCCCCGCCAGUUCAACUGCCUUGCGCUAUGCGACGUGCGAAGGGCAUACGGAAGUAGUACAAGUGCUUGUGGACUUCGACAUUCCCGUUGACAUUUUCUUGCACGCCAAGCUUGGAAUAACCGCCCUGCCACUUGCGGCUGGACGAGGCCAUUCUGAUAUUGCCACAAUCUUGCUGAGAAAGGGUGCCAGUCUCUACAAGAAACACCCUGUUCUCGGUUCCAUACUGAAUGCUGCUUCAUUCGGCGGUGAGGAUAUAGUCUUUGACGCAUGUUGGCAACAAGAGCCUUCUAUGCGACAUGAGAAAGAUGCGUAUGGGCGUACUGCCCUCUACUUUGCUGCCCUGGGCGGACAGGACAAGAUGGUUGGGAAGCUCCUCAAGUUAGGGUACAAAGCCAACGCCAAGGAUAACCAUGGCCGAAACGCAUUGCAUGCUGCAGCAUCAGGUGGCUCGCUAUCUGUAGUGGAGAAACUGCUUGAACAGCAUCCAGAAGUUGAUCCUACCGAGAUGGAUGAUGACGGCUGGACUGCUUUACACUGGGCGGCUAAGGCUGGGGAGAAGAAAGUGGUGGAAAAGCUGCGAGGUGUAUGUUUGAGAGAGGGUAGAAUGCCUGACGAUAACAAAUGGCCACCAGCCCGUAUUGCGAUAUAUCAUGGGCAUCGAGACCUUCUGCCACUUCUGGAGGGAAAGCAGACAGGAGAAAACGUCUUUCCACAGUCCGAAUGGCAUUGGUGGAGUGCAGGCCUUAUGCACAAGGAUUAUGUUUGUGACAGCUGUCUCAGGCUGAUACAUGGGAUCCGAUUUCAUUGCCGUACAUGCUAUCACGAUUUACUCUUCUCCAACUACUGUUUCAAGUGCGAGGGUCGAGGAAAGAGACUGCAUCCUGGCCAUCGAUUUGAAGAAAUCCGUCCGCCGUACGACCAGGGAAUAGUGGGUAGGGGACCCGGCUGUGCGAUAACGAAGAUAUAAUCAUCUUGAGCGACAUGCCCUCAGGUGCCUAUCUAUGUUGUACACAGGCUAUCUUGGCCAAAUGCCGUGAUCAUCCACAUGU
Messenger RNA from Podospora pseudopauciseta, 4312 nucleotides. RefSeq lists its product as uncharacterized. Lineage: Eukaryota; Fungi; Ascomycota; Sordariomycetes; Sordariales; Podosporaceae. The record is from RefSeq and is a predicted model, not a curated record. Bases 190 to 4230 code for a protein of 1346 amino acids. Gene Ontology annotation, molecular function: protein binding; zinc ion binding. The transcript is spliced from 6 exons.